Daphnia pulex (common water flea) is the source of this 636-nucleotide messenger RNA. It is a transcript of the gene mRpL27, whose product is annotated as 50S ribosomal protein L27-like. Gene Ontology annotation, cellular component: ribosome; mitochondrial large ribosomal subunit. Gene Ontology annotation, biological process: translation. NCBI's taxonomy places the organism in Eukaryota, Metazoa, Arthropoda, Branchiopoda, Diplostraca, Daphniidae. Gene Ontology annotation, molecular function: structural constituent of ribosome. The transcript is spliced from 3 exons. The record is from RefSeq and is a predicted model, not a curated record. Bases 146 to 574 code for a protein of 142 amino acids.
AUUGUUGUCUGCUUCAAACAGUCAGAUUCAGGCAUUCAGCACAGACAGAAACUCGGACUUGCAGAGUGUGUUCUAAUAAGAUUCUAAAGUGGCAAACAUUACCCUAUUGUUAUUUUAAACUUCAACAGUUUUCGACGUCUAGAAAAUGUCAUUAUUAACACAAAUUUUAACAAACUUACAACCUUGUAAAACUCUGAAUUCUGCUGUACGCUGGGCUUCGAAGAAGGCUGGCGGUUCCUCAAGGAAUCCGAAAGGACAUGCCCCUGGUAAGCGUAGAGGAAUCAAGACUCAAGAUGGGUCUAAAGUAACACAAAGUUCAAUUUUGCUACGUCAACUUCAUAUUCGCUGCCAUCCUGGUCUCAACGUUGGGAUGGGCAAGGAUGGUUCUCUCUAUGCUCUGCAACCAGGAAGAGUACUUAUAACUUGUGAGAAGUUUGAACCUAAUUUUGACAAAUAUUGGACCAAUAAAGCCUAUGGAUCAAGGAAAGAGAACAUGAAUAAUGUUUAUAAAAAAUACUUCCAUGUUAUCCCUGAACCUCUAGAGCCAAAGUUUAAAUUAGUUGAUGUAAUUUAAGUGUAAUUUGUGUGCUUGUGGUUUAGUGAAGGCAAUUAAUAAAGUCAAGUCUAUAAAAAGAA